AUCCGCGCAGCUUUUCUCCAGUGAUGCUCGUCUCUCCUCUUCUGAGAGGACUUGAACAAAUGAAGCCUAGUUUCUUCUGCUCGGGGACUUUGCUCGUGUCAUCGGACUGUUUAGAUUUGUUAUUCUGACUGUGAGGAGAGACUAUGUGUUCUUCAGGAUGGGUGCGAACAAUGGCAAACAGUGUGGAAGUGAAGGCAAGGCUAGCUCCAGUAUCUCCUCCGAUGUGAGCUCCAGCACCGAUCACACGCCCACCAAAUCUCCCAAGAAUGUGGCUACCAGUGAAGAUUCGGAUUUGAGCAUGAGGACGCUAAGCACUCCCAGUCCUGCCCUCAUUCUGAAGUCAAACCCUUCCUGUGUCUUCCCUCAAACAGUCCCAAAUGGCCAUGAAACGUCUUCCACAUCUUUUAACGUCACUGGGGAAACCGUUGCCCUGGUUCACCCGCCUCCAGGCACUCGCUCACGGCCUUCUAAAGUUCCUCCCACCACUCUCAUUGAAAUCCUGCCUGAUUCUGUUUUACUACACGUCCUGUCCUACCUGUCCACCCCUCAGCUGUGCCGCUGCGCUCGAGCGUGCCGCCGCUGGUAUAACCUGGCCUGGGACCCGCGACUCUGGAGCACCAUUCGUCUGAGCGGAGAGCUGCUGAACGCUGACCGAGCCCUCAAAGUGCUCACCCAUCGGUUAUGCCAGGACACUCCCAACGUCUGUCUGACCCUGGAGACGGUUGUGGUCAGCGGCUGCCGGAGGCUGUCAGAUCGAGGGCUACGUGUGGUCGCUCAGUGCUGUCCAGAGCUGCGGCGUUUGGAGGUUGCAGGCUGCUAUAAUGUGUCCAACGAAGCAGUGUUUGAUGUGGUGUCCCAGUGUCCCAAUCUGGAACAUCUAGACGUAUCAGGCUGCCCUAAAGUGACGUGUAUCAGCCUGACGGAGGAGGCAUCGCUACAGCUCACACCUCUACAUGGACAACAGAUCGGCCUGCGAUACCUGGACAUGACAGACUGUGUAUCACUGGAGGACAAAGGCUUGAGGACCAUUGCCUUUCAUUGUCCAUGUCUCACACACCUCUACCUGCGGCGCUGCAGCCGGCUAACAGACGAGGCCCUGCGACAGCUAGCACUGCACUGCACCGCUUUACGUGAGCUUAGCCUUAGCGACUGCCCUCUGAUUGGAGACUUUGGCUUACGUGAGGUCGCUCGCCUGGAGGGCCGCCUACGCUAUCUGAGUGUGGCACACUGUAUACGCAUAACAGACGUUGGACUGCGUUAUGUAGCACGUUACUGUCCGCGGCUCCGCUACCUGAAUGCACGGGGAUGCGAGGGCUUGACGGACCAGGGUUUGAGCCACUUAGCUCGCAACUGCCCCCGAUUGAGGUCUAUAGAUGUUGGGCGCUGCCCGCUGGUGUCAGACGCCGGGUUGGAGGUGUUAGCACGCUGUUGUGAAGGGCUACGAAGGCUGAGUCUGAGGGGCUGUGAGAGUUUGACAGGGAGAGGGCUCGUGGUGCUAGCAGCGGGAUGUCCCGAGCUGCAGUUACUAAACGUACAGGAGUGUGAGGUGCCACCUGAGGCACUUCGACUGGUGCGACAGCACUGCAGACGCUGUGUUAUCGAACACACCAUACCUGCUUUCUACUGAGGGGACAGGUUCGGGACGCCAGAGGCCUCGACCUCUGAAAAACAGAUGUUUAUACUUUUUGCAUUCCUAUGACUGCCUGAUGAGAUGCAACAAGGUGGAUGUGUCUCAAAACCUAGUGCAUGGGCGCUCAGUACUGCUCCUGGAAGGCCACUCGUGCAGAGUUUAGCUUUAACUCACCUGACCUAACAUUUUGAGUAAUCCUGACUGUAAUUGGUUGGUUCAGAUGUUCAGAUAUUUUGGGCUUGGAGCUAAACUCUGCAGGACAGUGACCUUCUAGGAGCAGGACUUUACCUAGUUAAUCAAUUCACCCUUAUCUGUUUCAUACAUUUGAAAUCUAGGAGUCUGUACUAAAGGUUAUGAGUUGAAUCAGAUGUUUGACUACAAAGAGUUUAAAAUGUGCUCAACUCAGGGCUGUCAAACCCUGCUCAUGAAGGAUCACUGUUGUGCAGAGUUUUGCUCCAACACACCUGCCCAGAAGUUUCUAGUAAUCCUAAAGACCUUGAUUAGUUUGUUCAGAUGUAUUUAAUUCAGGUCCAAAGUUUAAUUCAGGAUCUCAAGGAGCAGGAUAGGCAACCCUUACCUAGUGAGUCAACUUGUCGUCUACUUAAGUGUUUUGCAACCUUGUUUCUGGAGGCACACCAACACAUUGGUACACAUUUUGGAUGUUUCCUUUAUCUGACCCAUCCAUUUCAAGACUAGAAGUCACCACUAACAAGCUGACGAGUUGAUUUAGGUCUUUGAUAAGGAAGAGUUUGAAAAUGGGAAACAUUGGCCUACUGAAAUUCUGGGGCAAAUAAAGACCUCAAAAAGCUUGUUCUGGAUGUGUUUAUUUGGGUUGGAGCUAAACUCUGCCAAAAUGUAGCCCUCCAGAAGCAGGGUUGGUGAGUCGACUUGUAUACUGCCGCAGGGUUUAAUUUGGUUUUGUUUGUGUAUGUUUUUGUGACUCUCAAAACUGUGAUUCCCAUCCACUUUCAUUAUAAGACUGACAGACUGCAACGGUUUGAGUUAAAAAUCUCUGUUUGUGUUCUACUGAAGAAUCAAAGUCACCUACAUCUUGGACGCCCUGAGGGUGAGCAGAUAAACGUCACAUUUUCAUUUUUGGUUCAACUAUCCCAGAAAUGAAAAUAGUACUAUCACACAAAUAGUGCUUUACACAUCAGACUGAUGCAACAAUCACAGUUUUGACGGUUGCAUGUCAAAGACAGUUCCUUAGGUUUUGAGACACAUCUGGUGUGUAAUGUUGCUCUUGUAAUAAUAAUAAUAACAAAAACUACAUGACAUAUAGCAUAAUAUUUAUCACAUGAAAGAGAUGCAUUAUUGUCACUGUACAUCGCCAGUAAGCUUGUGUUUCCUAGGGGUUUGUUUGGGUUGAUUUAUGUUUUGUUUUCUAUGAAAGCUCUUUAGCUGGUUGUCUAUGUCCAGAGUCCAUCCAUUACAUGGUUAAAAUGUAAAACUGUUAAAUCAUUUAAAUAUGUACUACUUGCUUUUACCACAGAAGAAAGCAAGUUAAAAAUGGUGAAUAAGAUUGAAAGCAUUUUCUAUUUGGGUGAAUUAUUCAUUUACUUACAUAGAAUCUUAUAGUUUUCUUCAGAAAACUGAUAUCUGAUGUCAAGAAAUGGACUUGGUUCAAAAUAACCAGGAAAAUAUGGGCAUUUGCACUUUAAAGGGCAUUACUGACAAUCUCAAAAUGAUCUAAAAGUCUGAUAUUUGAUAUCCCAGAUAGCGUUUACGUUUCAUUUUGUGAAGGCAAUAUGUCGCUGCUAAAAACACUCAAUAAAGGGCUACUUAUUU
This is a messenger RNA of Carassius gibelio (silver crucian carp), 3418 nucleotides long. Its product is annotated as F-box/LRR-repeat protein 7. Lineage: Eukaryota; Metazoa; Chordata; Actinopteri; Cypriniformes; Cyprinidae. The transcript is spliced from 4 exons. The coding region runs from base 158 to 1627 and encodes 489 amino acids. Gene Ontology annotation, cellular component: SCF ubiquitin ligase complex. The record is from RefSeq and is a predicted model, not a curated record. Gene Ontology annotation, biological process: SCF-dependent proteasomal ubiquitin-dependent protein catabolic process. Gene Ontology annotation, molecular function: protein binding.